ACAGCACCCUGCUCGCAGUAAGACACCAUACAUGGCAUGUACUUGCAGCAGCAUGUGGAUACGCGUAUCACCAAGCGGAAUUGAUGUCGUGAGCGCCCGUGACAGAUACCAAUCAAAACGUGGGGAGCGGGUCAAUGGCCGAUGAUGCAUGUCCAGUAAUCUGCUCUCAUAUACGGCAUAUACGACGAGCAGCUCGCAUCUACCUAGCAGAAACUCUCUUUGCUUUUUGUGCAAAUGCCGCCUUCGCUUAUUUUGCAAAUUGCAAUCAAAACAACACAAAUUUGAUAACAGGAGCAACAAUAACAAAUCCAAAAGUCAAAAUGACUAACCACCAGGGGCUGUACAAGAGUCUCUCCGCGCUGACAUAGAAGAGGCUUGAGCUUUAGCUCUUACACGCCCCCUCCUUCGCAUCGUCUAGCUCGCCAGCAAAAUGU
Trichoderma asperellum CBS 433.97 is the source of this 434-nucleotide messenger RNA. Lineage: Eukaryota; Fungi; Ascomycota; Sordariomycetes; Hypocreales; Hypocreaceae. The record is from RefSeq and is a predicted model, not a curated record.